AUGCAGGAAUUUCAAAGGAUGCAUCAGUACUGGUAAAAGGUUGUAUUGUAAAUAUAACAACAUGUUUUAAUUAAAGGAGAUCGAGAAAAAAUAAUCAAUUGUAUGAUAACUAAUUACAAAACAGUUAAAUGCUUUAAUUAUUCUAAUGCAAAGGAAGAUUCAAUUUGUAAAUAAAGGACAUUUAUAAUAUGCAAAAUAAGAAAAAGGCAAAUCCUUGCGAAUAUGAAGGGCAAAAAACUCGUACUCGCAACCGAUGCCAGUUAAAAAUCUCACUAUUGUAAUAGAAAAGUAAAUACUAGUAAUUAGAAGUCUACAUAUAUAAAAGAUACCCAAGCGAGUUGAGAUUAUGAUUGCUAAGAUAUCUCUAAUCCAAUAUCAAAAAUUUUGGGUGAAUUAGAAGCUCUUGAAAAAAAAUGCAAAUAUAAUUUAGGAACCUGUAACAAUACAUCUAAGAUUCUACUAUCAGGAACAGGUAAGGAAGCAUAUUGUGAAUUAUUAAAAUCUAAUAAUGUUAAAUGUACUUAACUUUGUACUCCAAGAUUAGCAGCUUUAAAAAUUAUGAUGUUACAAAUGCCACAAUUAAGGUCACUUCAUAUGAUGCAUUAAAAGAUACAACUCAUAUUUGGGAAAAUAAAUAUUCUACACUAGGUGCUUCUACCAGUUAUGAUGGUAUAAGUAAAAACGUACUUGACAACUUAUUUGGACCAGAAAAUGGUAAGGAAGACACUUAAUGA
Messenger RNA from Paramecium pentaurelia, 734 nucleotides. NCBI's taxonomy places the organism in Eukaryota, Ciliophora, Oligohymenophorea, Peniculida, Parameciidae. The record is from the annotation of a GenBank genome assembly.